This is a messenger RNA of Leishmania braziliensis MHOM/BR/75/M2904, 999 nucleotides long. RefSeq lists its product as hypothetical. NCBI's taxonomy places the organism in Eukaryota, Euglenozoa, Kinetoplastea, Trypanosomatida, Trypanosomatidae. Gene Ontology annotation, molecular function: ubiquitin protein ligase activity. The transcript has a single exon. Bases 1 to 999 code for a protein of 332 amino acids. The record is from RefSeq and is a predicted model, not a curated record.
AUGGAGCCCCGGCGGCGGCCGGAGCUGACGUUUGCACAGGCGAGGCACGUCAACACGUCUCACGCAGCGACCGCCACGCUUCCGGUCGGCUGCAACUUUUUCGCAAGCGUGUCAAGCGGCGGCUCCAUCGCGAUGAACUUUCUGUGCGUGGCAGUGCCGGUGUUAGCGUUGGUGAUGCUCAUUUUGUGGGUGGCGCGGUUCGGUGUCAUGUGCCUCGAGGCACAACAGAUGCGGCACCGCGCGACCCACUGGGGAACACUGCCGAGUUACGCCGAGGUGCAAGCCGUGGCGGCCGCCCUGCGGCCAAAGCGUCAAGCUCAGUCGCAGGAAGCAGCCGAGGAUACUACGCCUGCUGCAGCCACAGCAGCAACCGAAGCUGGAGAUAAUAUGCACUGCAUCAUCUGCUUCUCAACUGUCGUUGACCACCUCGUGGAACUGCUGCCGUGCGGUCAUCAGAAGUUCUGCGCCCACUGUCUCGUGCGGAUAUGGCAGUGCUCUGGGAUGUACCGGCGACUUCGGUGCCCGUUGUGCCGCCAGCCCGCGGAACUCCUGUGCCCCGUACCCGUUGCCGACUCGAAGCCCUCUGUCGAUGAUGUGUUGCUCUUGCGGAAAUACAACGGCGGCUUCUGCGGCACGACGAAGCUGUCGCUGCUGGACCGCUGUGUACUGCGGCUGCGCGUCAUGACGCACGCGCGUCUGCUGCCCAUCGUUAUCGGACUCCGCAUCGUCGUUCUCCACGUCACCAUGUUCACCUACAUACUCUUGCCGGCAAGUCUGACUGAGGCCACUGGCGUCGCACAGCAGCCGCCACAGCAGACUGCUCAACCCCGCGUGCCCUCGUCAGCCUUUGCAGCCGCGUACGCCAGUGCCGUUCACGCCUUCACCGCCGUCGUGUACACCGCCGCGACGUACGCGGACGACCUCUUUCUCGUAGCGGUGAGUAUCAUUCUCACAGGCCACCUCCUGCAGAGGGCGCUAUUCAAAGACCUCAAGCCCUAA